CUGAAGAAGGAAUCAAUUGCGCGCGCACCAUCAACGAGGACGGUUGUGAAAUAAGAACUCUUCUCGGACGACGCGAAUUGUGCGACUGUGCAACUGUGCCGUUCAAAUGAUCUCUCGUAGUAGACUUUUGGCUCGGUAAAGGUAGUUGGUGUUUGUGUCUCUGUGCUAUUUAUGUGUUUUUAUUUGUUAUUUGCUAACUGCGAAACCGUUACUUGAAAUGUGAAGACGAUAGACAAAGUGCUGAAUGUAACGAACAGAACAGAACAGAACAGAACAGAAACUAAUUGUGUGCCUUAAGUGCAAAGAGACAUGCAGGAAAUAUGCCAAAAACAACAUGUCUACUGUUGCUGCUGUUGCCGCUGCCGCCGUUGUAAACUUAAACGUUGAAAUGCUACGCAGAUGCAGCUUUGGUGGGUGCGGCAGCCGCUGAUCUUGAACUCGCGCUGAGGCCGAGGCCAAACUGCACAACGUGGACCUAACGGUGCAGCAAGUGCAGCAGCACGACAAGGAAAGACUCAGUACAAAAGCCAUUGCAUUUCUUUUGAUUGCUUGUGUAUCAUCUUCGGGAAUCUUGGAAACCGCCUUCGCCUGUGCCUGUGCCUGCGCCUGCGCCCACUCGUACGUUAAAAUUUUCGUCGCCGAAAUGGUUUUCUUUUGCGCUCAACUCAAUUUUUUUUUUCGGCGAUGAGGACCAAGAUGGCAGACGAAGUCUAUGCACUCAAAAGUUCUAAAAUUUGUGAAACAAUUGUGUACAGUUGUGUCUUUUUAUUAUGGAAAUUCCGCCGGAACUGAACAUAAAAAUGGAAGUAGCCGCGUCCCCGCUGCUGAUACAGUCGCAUAUCGCCUCGCAGCCAGUCCAUCAGCCCAAGGGUCGAGGUCGCCCACGCGCCUCCUACGCACAGACCGGGGAGUUCGACUUGGGUCUGAUACGUGAAUACCGUUCGCGCCCAGCGCUUUAUGAUCGAUCAAAUAAGCGCUUCAAGGAUAAGAUACACACUGCCCAGCUCUGGAUGCAAAUAUCUCAUAAGUUGGGCUAUGACGUAUCCAUAUUGCGCGAUCGCAUGAUUACGCUGCGUAAUCGCUAUAAUAUCGAGAAGCGACGCGUGGAAAACAAUUCUCUUUCAAAUUUAGCUAGCCAAUGGCCCUUGUAUGAGAAUCUAAGUUUUCUCUCAGACCACAUACGCACCCGUCGCUCGUAUAAGACCCAAAGCAAAUCGCUGGAUGGCCAUGCGGAUGAUGAAGAGGAUGAGGAACCCUUUGAUGUGGACGAUGUUAACAGCGAAAGCAAUGAGCUACCCAAAAGCAUCAAGCAUGAACUGGAUGCCGAUUAUGAGGAGAUCGAGGAUUUUGACUGCGAUGGCCAGUUGCCAGUGACAACAAUGCUCAGCAUACCAGCCAGCAGCACGCCCAUAAAUGGCAUCAGCAACAACAGCAACGGCAAUAGCAACCUACUCAAUGACAAAGCAGCUCAGCACCAAUCGGCCAAUUGUCGCCAAACGGAGCAGCUGUUGCGCGUAGCCAAGCCGAAGCGUUCGCCGCUAACAUUAGAAGAGGACGCGCCACCAGCCAAACGACGUUUGGAAGAAGGUCAAGCAACUGCAGCAGCAACGGCUACGGCUAGUGUGGCACCGGCACCGUAUGCCAAAUCGAAAAUAACAGCUGCAAAAACCACAUAUCCAAAAUUUCGAGCCUUUGGCGAAUUUGUUUCGCAUACGCUGAAUGAGCUGCCUCAAGCAAUGUCCAUGCGACUUAUUGAAAAAUUUACACUAGAAUUAGUCCAAGCGUCCAUUGAGAACGACAAAAGACUGCAGCAGAACGCCAAUUUCGUGGAAGUUAUCAGUACGGACGAAGAUUAGUUUGGGAAUCUAAUGGAGACUAAGGCAAACCAAAAGAAAUACAAAUGUAGUUAAAACUAAUUUUAUACCUUUAUUA
Molecule: messenger RNA, 1932 nt
Organism: Drosophila mojavensis
Lineage: Eukaryota; Metazoa; Arthropoda; Insecta; Diptera; Drosophilidae
Gene: jigr1
Exons: 5
Coding region: 771-1856 (361 amino acids)
Biological process (GO): regulation of transcription by RNA polymerase II
Cellular component (GO): nucleus; transcription regulator complex
Source: RefSeq, a predicted model, not a curated record